Asparagus officinalis (garden asparagus) is the source of this 543-nucleotide messenger RNA. RefSeq lists its product as uncharacterized. Lineage: Eukaryota; Viridiplantae; Streptophyta; Magnoliopsida; Asparagales; Asparagaceae. Bases 1 to 543 code for a protein of 180 amino acids. The transcript has a single exon. The record is from RefSeq and is a predicted model, not a curated record.
AUGCAGAGUACAGAUACUAAUGCGAGUAACACUUGGGUGUUAGAUUCUGCAGCCUCUAUGCACGUCUGUAACAAUAAAUAUUAUUUUAACACAUUAAAGACAAAUAAAGAAUUUGACGACGUGAUUGUUGGAAACAACAAGAAGAUAAAGAUUGAAGGUGUUGAAAGUGUUCGCCUCAAACUUCACACUGGGAAGGUCGGAAUUUUUUAUCAUGUGAGAUAUGUGCCGUCGGGUGGUGCUAAUUUAAUUUCGUUGUGUGAGAUGGCAUCACGUGGGUACAAGUAUGUGAGUGAAGGAGAGUGGUGCAAAGCGUAUAGAGAUGAUGAUUUGAUUUUACAAGGGAGGAAGAAUAGCAACCAUAUUUGCUAUUUAGAUAGGCAGUCUGUUAAUAGUGUAAAUUACUCUUCUCAGACUCUUGUGCACAAGGGAGAUAUGAAGAACAAGAUGAAGAGAGUGAGUUUUUCUGAAGCCGUUGAGACACUUAGAGAUUUUUCGUCGAGGGAGGAUAUGUUGGGUAUCAACUCAAACUCCAAGUUAAUAUAA